This is a messenger RNA of Nicrophorus vespilloides, 2832 nucleotides long. It is a transcript of the gene Chsy, whose product is annotated as chondroitin sulfate synthase 1. Gene Ontology annotation, cellular component: Golgi cisterna membrane. The record is from RefSeq and is a predicted model, not a curated record. NCBI's taxonomy places the organism in Eukaryota, Metazoa, Arthropoda, Insecta, Coleoptera, Silphidae. The transcript is spliced from 4 exons. The coding region runs from base 256 to 2640 and encodes 794 amino acids. Gene Ontology annotation, molecular function: glucuronosyl-N-acetylgalactosaminyl-proteoglycan 4-beta-N-acetylgalactosaminyltransferase activity.
GUUUAUCGGAGUGCGUGAUAACCUUGCUAAGUGGUCCGAGGCGAGAGAGCAAUAAAUUGGAUAAAUGGCGGUGAUGUGCAGAUGUGCUUCUGUCGCGUGAAUCUUCACGAAAGAGAGCGGUAGGAAAAGCGAAGUUGCAGUUUAUCCAUUAGUUAGAAUAGUUGGAGUUUGAGAGAAGAGAGAGUAUUGUUGAGAGAAGAGGGAUUUUUCUGGUAAUAUGAACCGGAGGACGAGGAGGUGCAGAUCAUCCUGGAAAUGGCGGUUCUAGCGGCGCGCAGGAAACUGUUCAACGUCGCCUUCGGUCUCAUCGUCGGCCUGUGCCUCUCGCAGAUGCUGAAGAAGAGCGGCGGCGGUGGCGGCGGCAGCGACGACGUCUGCGUGGAGACGUCGAGGAGACCGGCCGCAUGGGCCACGGAGGACGACGAGCAGGACACUCAGGAGAAGCUCCUCUUCGUCGGCGUGAUGACGGCAGCGAAGUAUCUGGACGGACGGGCGAAAGCCGUCUACGAUACGUGGGGAUCGUCGGUUCCCGGGAAGAUCGCGUUCUUCAGCUCGGAGGGAUCGUACAGCGAACACGUCCCUCUGAUACCGCUCAUCGGCGUCGACGAUACAUACCCGCCGCAGAAGAAGAGCUUCAUGAUGCUCAAGUACAUGCACGACAAUUACUUGGAGAAGUUCGAGUGGUUCAUGCGGGCCGACGACGACGUCUACGUGCGCACGGACAAGUUGGAUCGUCUGCUGCGUUCUGUUGAUAGCAGAAAACCGUGGUUCAUCGGGCAGACGGGAAGAGGCAACUCGGAGGAAUUCGGUCUACUGUCUUUGGAGAGCGACGAGAACUUCUGCAUGGGCGGACCCGGAGUCAUCCUCAGCAGGGAGACGUUGAGGAAGAUCGGACCGAACAUCGAGAGCUGCUUGAGCACGCUGUACACCACCCACGAGGACGUCGAGCUCGGACGUUGCGUUCGUCGCACGGCCGGCAUCUCCUGCACAUGGUCCUACGAGGCGAGUCCUUCUAACCAGAUGCAGGUCAUCUUUUACCAUAACCAGAGCGGAAACGCGGCCUUCACGGGGGACCUCAAGCAGAAGGAAGUGCAUCGCGCCAUCACGUUGCAUCCAAUCAAGAAGCCCAAGUACAUGCAUCGCAUGCACAAAUACAUCAAGAGUUUGCAGUUGCAAGCGAUCAAGCAGGAGAGCAUCCGAUUGCAUCGAGACAUCGCAUCUUCGAUGGCCGAGAGGAACGUCAAUCUGGAUCAGCUGGGCGAGGCGGAACUGUACGAAGACGUUCGACUGUUCGAAGAGCCCUCAGGAUCGUCGUCGUAUCUGGGUGAGGCGAGGGUUUUGGGCGCGAGGAACGGUUUGAACCGUUUCAGACCGACGGACGUGGAGGACGUCCUCGACUGGGACUUCAUCUCGAAAUCUCUGUACUCGUACAAAGAUUCCAACUCGAAACGGAGAUUGGGAUCUUCGAUCAAAGAAGGCCUAUCGGACGUCAUCAGAGAAGUGAUGGAAAUUAUCAAUUUGUAUUCGAAGCAACGCGGAAGAGUCAUAGAUUUCAAGGAGGUGUUCUACGGCUAUUGGAGAUUGGACCCGGUGCACGGUGUGGAUUUGAUCCUGGAUCUGCUGCUUGUUUAUAGGAAGUACAGAGGGCACAAGAUGACGAUUCCGGUUCGUCGCCACGCUUACAUCCAGCAGACGUUCACCGGUCUGGAGAUUCGCGAGAUGGACACGGUUGGUAACGCGAGCAUGGCGGAAACGGAAGUUCCGUUACAUCGGAAGUUAAUAAAACAAGUGAUUUCUAAACUGGGCGACGGGAUCUUCUCUUCGAACGGUGCAAGUAAAAAGAGGAUAACUUUCGUACUUCCUUUGAGCGGAAGAUAUGAGACUUUUAAGAGAUUCCUGCAGCUGUACGAGGACGCGUGCGUUUUGGAGUUGGAGAGCACCAGGCUGCUGGUGAUCUUGUAUAAAAGCGGUGACUUUGAUCUGAGCUACGAUCUGCUGAUGAAGCUCAGGGAUCGGUACAGAAACAGUGAGAUUUUGGUGGACGUUGUCGACGAUGAGGUGGAGUUUUCGCGUGGCAGAGCUCUGCAGCGUGGUGUUAAUCUGACGGAACCCGGUGAUUUGCUGUUGUUCAUCGACGUGGACAUCGUCUUCAGCAGGGAGAGUCUUCGGAGGAUCAGGCAGAACACGGUGCGCGGUCGUUCCGUUUACUUCCCGAUAGUUUACAGCACGUACAAGGAACCUGCAGAUUGGCAGGACGUGUUCGCGCCUAGGGAGAAUAUUAAGUAUGUUCCUAAUUUCGAUAACAGCUCUGGGUCUUGGAGGCAGUUCGGUUUCGGGAUCGUCAGUCUCUACAAGUCCGAUUACGAGACUCUCGGUGGUCUCAAUCUGACCAUCUCCGGUUGGGGUUACGAGGACGUCAACUUCUUCGAUGCGGCGAUUCGUGGUGCCGGCGGUUUGAAGGUCAUCAGGUCGGCGGAUCCGGGUCUGCUGCACGUCUACCAUCCGGUCGUGUGCGAUCGAAAGUUGGAUUCGCUCCAGAUGACGAUGUGCAGGGGAAGUCAGGCGAGCACGUUGGCAUCCCUGAAGAACAUCCAGGAGUUCAUCAAAACGCACAAGGACUUCUUCAGAGGAAUCUUAUGAUAUAUGUAAUACUCGUUGCUGUGAUUUUAUAUUUAUAUUUUACAUGUAAUAAUUAUGAUGAGAAGAAGGACAAGAAGAAAAGAAGGAAGAGAAAAAAGAUGAAAAAUGCUACAAAAUUCUAAUACCCGAAAACGAUUCACCACUGUACAAAGACAUUAUGAAAACCAAUAAAAUCGUUCCACAUUUUCGAAA